UCAGAUAGUCGGUCACCACACCAUCAUGUUUCUUACCAAAGCCAAGUUAUAGCGUAAGGGUACCAGAUUCCUUGGUUCAACUCUGUAUCGCUGCAAGACGCCACGAGGGCCGGGUUGUUAUUUGUUAAGGAAAAUAUCCUAUAAAUACAGAUUACAAUCAAGAUGGAGGAAUCAACUGAAAAUUCAUGGAAGGAGUUUGCGACACUCCUGGAGAGAUGGGGAAAGGAGCGUGGCUCCACAGCGUCAUCACUGGCAAUCCUUACAAGGAUGUGCGAGAUUGUGGAGAAGGAGACUGACAACUACAUCAAGUUAGACCAGGACCCAUUUGACGAUCGGCACCCGGCCCGGGUCGACCCAGACUGUGACCUGGGCCAUCUCCUGACGGUGCUGUUCAACAAAGACGACUUCAUGAAUCAGCUCGUAACUGACCACAUCAUGUUGUCAAGGGACUUUAGCACCAACACCGUGGCUUGCCGACUUCUGCUAGACAUUCUCCCCGGUCUGGAGACUUCCAUCAUAUUUGAAGAUACGGACGGACUGGUGGACAAGUUCUUGCAGUGGGCGAGGGAUGGGGAAGAACCCUUACGGUCCUAUGCCACUGGCCUACUAGCCACAGCCAUUGAGAUUCAGGAAGUAGCUGCUAACCUGAGAGAGGAGAAUGCAUCACUGGUCAGUGUCAUGAUGAACAGGCUCCAUGAGCUCAGGAAGCAGACUUUGGAAGACGAUGCCUCCUCUGGUUGCUCGUCGAGUUCCAAAGACGACCGGCCGUUCCGUCGCUUUGGCAGGAGCAAAGAGAACAGCCCAGAACCCCACAACCAAGAAGCCCCUCCUGAUAAGCGUCUUAAACUGGAUGACAAUGCCAAAGCCAGUCCUGAAGGGGACGAAAUAGAUUGUGGCGUUGGUUUUCCCGUAACUGGGAAUGGUAUGGCGGAGUCUACAAAUGGCUUGGUUUCAGAUACAGACAGUCAUCUGGCACUAACUGGUUGUGCCAAAGAUGACACCCAUGACCCCAAAUUAGAGGCCGAGACAGGUGCCAAGCCCUUGUCGACGUCAGUGAUUGCCACAGACUCCCCGAUCUCGGGGAACUCCACCAGUGCCAGAAUCCGCCGUCGCAGCGGCAAAGGCGUUGAGAACAAUCCGUCGACCAAGGACGGCAAGCGCAAUGCCGCCAAGACCAAGAAGUCGGCUGCCGACAAGGACUUGAAGAGAAGUAGGAAAAGCAAGGCGGCAUCUCAGGCGAUCAAGUGGCUGAGCUUCCCUGAAGAGAGUAACAGCAGCUGGUCGGAGAUCUCUUACUACAUUAUCGGUACCCAUCAGAUGUACCCCCUGACGCCUGUCAUGCAACAACGCUUCAUCCUACAGUAUCUGACACCUCUGGCAGAGUACCAGGAGGUUAGAUCGUUGCUGGGCACCAUGUUUGAGAAUGGAGCCAUGGACAUCGUGAUGCAUUACAUUGACCUGCAGAAAUCGGGUGACACCAGGUUGACAUUUGAUGGACUGAAGUACUUGUCCUCGCUCAUCUGCCACAAGAAGUUUGCGGUGGAGUUUGUGGAGGGGAGCGGAGUGCAGCAUCUCUUGCGAGUGCACCGCCCAUCUAUUGCUGCCACGGGCGUAUCUAUGUGUCUCUACUACCUGGCCUACAAUGCCGACACCAUGGAGCGGAUUUGCCAACUCCCCAGCCACGUCACCUCUGAUCUCAUCGGCUAUGCCUUAUGGCUGCUUGAAUGCUCCCAUGAGUCGGGACGCAGCCACGCUACCAUGUUCUUCACCAUGGCCUUCAGCUUCUGGACUGUCUUGGAGCACUUUGACCAGCAGGACGGGAUCCGCAAACUCUUCAACACAAUGAGUACCCUGAGCAUCCUAAACCUAGAGGACCAGGUCCAGCCCUUGAAGGACGAUGACGUCUUUGCCAGCCGGCAGACGGUUAAGCACACUUGCCUGACCCUCAAGAAGUACUUUGAGACCCACCUGUCGGUCAGGGUUGACAGCAUCAAAAGGGCGUACUCCAAGAACCAAGGCAUGAUGCCUUUGGAUUUUACACCCCCAUUCAAGGCCAUCACAGUGACUGAGGAGAGCACCAGUGAACACAUGGAGACCAUGCUGGAGGAGGCACCGCCCAACAUGCACUGGAAGCCGGUGAAGGUCUUCCUCAAGAUGGAUGGAGUCAAGCUCCUUCUUCAGAUUAUUGCAAUGGCUAAUGAUUGGAAAAGCUACAGUGGAAGGGCGGAUGCCAUUCGGGCAGCUCUUGAUGUUAUUGCCGUCAUCACCGUGACGACUAAAGGCCAGUUGCAACUGUGCGAGCAGGUGGAGCUACCCGACAGCGUGUCUUCUGUUGGAAUGGAUAUCAUCAACGGCAUGGCUGAGGGUGAGAUAUUGCAGGAUGCGGCAGUCCAGAAGGCAGCACUGCAGGUCAUCAUAAACUGUGUCUGUGGACCUUGCUCCAAGCUUGGCUCCACAGUGAGUCGUUUUGCUGAAGCCAGCACCAGGAGGAACCGAGGCGCUCUGCGAACUACCAGUGACGUCACAGAGAAGAUGUUGGACUGUGUCCGAAGUAACAACGGCAUCAGGACCUUGCUGAGCCUGCUGACCAUCAAGACUCCCAUCACUGAGGCCGACUGCAUCCGGGCGCUGAGCUGCAAGGCCCUGUGUGGCCUCUCCAAGAGCGAGGUGGUCCGACAGAUCCUCAGUAAACUUCCGCUCUUCUCCAGUGGCCAACUUCAAGUGCUUAUGAAAGAGCCAGUUCUGCAAGACAAGCAGUCGGAACAUUUGAAGUUCUGUAGAUUUGCGUCUGAGCUCAUCGAGAGAGUAACCGGUAAGCCCAUGUCUCUGAGCAGUGACGCUACCCUCUCUAAACUCCACAAGGCCAACAUCGUAGCCCAGACCAAGAUCACUUACUCCCAGAAGGAGCUGCUGCAGCUGAUCCACAGUCAUCUUGUCUCUCAAGGUCUGAAUGACACGGCGUGUGCUCUACAACGAGAGGCCAGCUUACCAAAGAGCACCUCAGCAAGUGGCCUGACCCCUGGUCUUUCUUAUGCCUCCAGUACCUUAUUGGCCCCUGCUUCUGGAAUGCCGAGGUCAUUCCACACCCCAAGGGUUCCCCCUCCAAUCCCUCACAUCUCCCAACAGCCUGCCCUCCCAUCCCAACCGAAUGUGCCACCUCCACCACCACCAGCCCAGCCAUUGACUCAGACCUUCCCCCCUCUCAGCGUGUCUGUACCUCAGGAGCCCUCUCAGGCCUCUCUCCAUCCAGGGUUAGGGGACCCGAGCCCCAGCACCCACUCGGCCCCAACCACGCCUCAGCAGAUCGGCAGGAUUUCCUUCGGCCCAGACAGAAAUGCCACCACACCUGGUGGCAUCAGCAGGGUCAGGAAAAGGAUUAUAAGGGAAAAGGUAUCCCAGAAUGCCUUGUACUCUUUGGGUGGGGUCGGAGGUCAAUCCAGGCGCCGUCCGGGAUCCAACCCUCCUUCCCUUGAUGUCAUAGUGUCACAAUACCUCAGGGAGCAGCAUGCACACUGUCGGAACCCAGUAGUUGCCUGUCCCUCAUUCUCACUGCUAGAACCUCACCAGUGCCCAGAGCCAAGGUUCCGACAGAAUGCUCCAAUAAAUGCUACCUCAAGAAUAUUCAGAAGGGCUAUCCGGCCAAUGCAUGGUGGUGUGGAUGGAGCCAGGUGCACAAGGCAUUUUAUAUACAGCAGAUUUCGGCCAGUGCAGAUGAUCCGCGAUGACCCAGACGAAGUUGGCUGUUUCACGUGCUGCAGGUUUAGUAGACACACAAAUCCUACAGAAAUGUUUCUGUGGCUUGGCAACUAUGAAGGAGAGCUGAAGGCGUACAAUAUCUACUCUGGAGCUGAGGAAGCAUCCUACAGCUGUCACGACUCUCCAAUCACCCACGUUGAGCCAUCAAGGGAUGGGAAACUCAUUCUGACUUCGAGCACGUGGAGCAAUCCUAUGUCUGCACUGUGGAGCAUCGGUGACACCUUCGACAAAAAGCACACCUUCCAGCAUGACCAGCAUGUGGAAUUCAGCAAACUUUCUCAGGACAGAAUCGUCGGCACGAAAGAGGAAAAAGCAUACAUCUACGACACAGCGACAGGCCAGCAAAUCCUGAAGCUGGAGGACACCGACCUCAGCAACGGUUACACCAAGAACUGUGCGACCUUUGACCCCACAGAUGAACUGGUCUUAAACGACGGCGUACUGUGGGACGUGCGGUCGGCCAAGCCUAUCUACAAGUUUGAUCAAUUCCAGAACAACAUCAGUGGCAUGUUCCACCCCUCCGGCCUGGAGAUCAUCAUCAACUCAGAAAUUUGGGAUGUGAGAACGUUUCAUCUGUUACACACCGUGCCUGCUCUGGACCAAUGCAACAUUGUCUUCAAUACAGCGGGAACUGUCAUCUACGGAACUGUCUUCCAGUCUGAUCCCGAAGAUGACCCUCGUGAAGAGAGGUUAAAGAGUCCCUUUGGAUCGUCAUUUAGGACGUUUGACGCCACCGACUAUAAGCCAAUUGCUACAGUUGAUGUGAAGAGGAAUAUCUUUGAUCUGGCCACGGACCCCACGGACUGUUACUUGGCUGUUCUCGAGACCCAAGGCAGUGUGGAGACACUGAAUGUGGAGAGUGUAUGUCGGAUGUACGAGGUUGGAAGACCGCGCAAAGCAGACGGGGAAGAGGACGAGGAUGAGGGUGACGAUGAUGAUGAAGAUGAAGAUGGUUCAGAUGACGAUGACGACGACGAAUUUGACAUUGAGGAUGUCCUGGGUGGGAGUAGCGACCGGGAGGAAGGAGGCGGGGAAGGAGGGGAGGAAGAUGGAGCUGAGGCAGAUGGCGAUGACGACGAUAAUGACGAUGACGUUAAUAGUAGCCAAGGCUCGGCGGCCAGCGAUAUCAUCUCGCUCAGUUCCGAUUCAGAUUCAGAUGAUGACCUUGACGACAGUGAAUUUGAAGAUGUACUCUUCAGUCUCAACAGGCACUGGUGAUGGACCAUCAAAUUAUCUUACAAAGAAUAAUAUAUUUUUUUGUGAAUAACUAUAUUUGCUGUAUCAUGGACUAGUAUUGUUUAUUUAUACCUUUUUCCAUUACUGCCUACACAAUCUUGGUUAGUAGUAUGGGAGCCAGGCUAUCUCCAACUUCAGUCAGUGAUAUCCUGGAUGCCAUACCGUUGAGAUACCAUGACAGUGAGUAGCUAGGUAGCCCUUGUUUUUCCCAGCUAUGUCCAUCAUGUGAAAGUCAGGGUGCUAUGUUCCAUCACAUCAAAGUCAGGAUGCUCUUGAUAUAGCCCGAAUAUUUAGAUCAUUUUGGCAAUGUUUGGUGGAUCAUCCAUCAAUUGUCAUAUCCAUCAGAUUUGGGGAAGAUUGUCAAGAUUGAGGUAGAGCCAUUGUUACUUCAUGUGGGCCUCAGCGACACUUGCAAGCUUUGAGAAUAGUGAGUCACUGUGUUACACUUUUGUCAUGCUUCAAAAGGGCCCUGUCUUGCCUGCAGAAAGUGUUGUCUUUUUUCAAAUUGAGUAUCACCAUACCUCAUUAUUUAAUACCAUACCUCAUGUGCAUUUAGGAUCAACAUUUGUAUCAUCACCAGUCUAUACGUUGCCAGUCCCUGUUGUUGCUAUUUACCUGGUGAGUACGUGAGGAUCCACACACAAGUGAAAUACGCAACCGUAGUUUAAGAACUGUUGCCUGGCUGACCAAGGCAGCAGUGCACUGUGGGUGCGUCUUUAUGAAUCAACUGUGUUAAUGUAGCCCAGGUUGUACGCACUUGUGAACAUUGCCCCCAGCUUGACGUGAAACGAUGGCACUUGAUGGACAAUAUGCGGAAAUUAUAGUACAGCAAAUAUAACAUGGUUUAUUUAGGGUAGGUAGUUGUCCUGACUCCCCUGGGUAGUGUAUUGGAGUUGCCUGGGAAGUUAUAUCAAUUAUUCACCCUUCAAACUUUGUUGUGUACUAGUUCUAAUCCGGUCUUGUCACAAGCUUUUGAACUGAAAGAUCUAAGCUACGACAAAGGCAUACCUCUACCCGUUUCUCGUACCCGAUUCAUAAGAAGGGGUUCCUUUUUAAAACUGAUUUUCCACCCAAAUUUCUCUCAGCUUUCCUUUUUGUGGUAUCUCACAUUCAAUUAGAUUUGUAAUUUCUUUUUGUGGCUUGUUUCAAAAUGUUCCUGAUUAUCUUUUCCAUUCCAUUUUGUUUUGUAAUCACUUUAAGACAUGGACAGAACAUGAUUUUCUCAUAGGCUUUCAUUCAUGGGCCACUAUAUAAUCAAUUUAAUCAUUUUGUUAAUGGCCUAAAGGCACUUAUGAGAAGUGACUUUAUCAUGAUGUAUGCAUUGUAAAUUUUCAGAUUUCCAAAAAAGAGGGAAUAAAUCCAAUAAAAAUUUGCAGAAAAAAUACUUGGUGCCCAUGUUUGUGUUCUUGAUUUAAAACAUACACUGAAUUGCUUCACGAAAAAUUCUUUAAUAAAUAUUCAGGCUGAGCUCAUUUUAUCAGAAAGCACACUCUGGGUAAAAUAGGAGAAAAAAAUUAUAUAAAUGUAUUACAGAGUAACAAUUUAUUUCUUGUGUUAAAUUGAUGAAAUUUAUGUUUCAGUUUCAAAUUCACUGAAUUCCAAAUUGUCCAAAAGCACCCUUCAACCCCCCCAAAAAAAUCCUUGGCAAUCAGUGGAUUGAUCUUAGUUGGAAAGUACAGACCAGAAAGCAGGCAAUUUUCGGGCAGCUUCUGUACUUUCCUGUGUACCUUCAAUCAGAAAAAGCAGCAAAUUUGUCAA
Acanthaster planci (crown-of-thorns starfish) is the source of this 6750-nucleotide messenger RNA. RefSeq names its product DDB1 and CUL4 associated factor 1 (gene dcaf1). Gene Ontology annotation, biological process: protein ubiquitination. The record is from RefSeq and is a predicted model, not a curated record. NCBI's taxonomy places the organism in Eukaryota, Metazoa, Echinodermata, Asteroidea, Valvatida, Acanthasteridae. Gene Ontology annotation, molecular function: nuclear estrogen receptor binding; histone H2AT120 kinase activity. Gene Ontology annotation, cellular component: Cul4-RING E3 ubiquitin ligase complex; nucleus.